GGGGCUGAAAUAUUCAACCUGAAUCACAACUUUUUCCCUGAUCGGGGGUAAAGUCCUGUGCGUGUCUAUGAAAUCACAUGGCAUUUUAAGAAUGCUUCAAAGAUGGCGGUUUGUGGUAACAGAGUGCAGAAAAGUGCAUGUUUGGAAGUGCUAGUACGGGAGCGAUGGCACGCGGUGCUGGCGAGUUUAAGCGACGAGUCGCUGACGCUCAGCUGCGAGGAUCCCGCGACAGACACCAGCGUUAACCUCAACGGCAUCACAACCAACGGCUCCUACGACCAGCCGGACCCCACGAACAGUCCCAAAGCCGGAGUAUGGACUCCUUUGACGGACUCACAAGUUCCAGAAGCGAUUGCGAACCGUAAAAGAUGUGUCAAAGUUAUCAAGCAGGAGGUCGGUGGAUUAGGGAUAAGCAUCAAAGGCGGGAAGGAGAACAAGAUGCCUAUUCUUAUUAGUAAGAUAUUCAAGGGUCUGGCUGCGGAUCAGACUCAAGCGCUCUAUGUGGGGGACGCGAUACUGUCCGUGAACGGGAUCAAUCUGCGGGACGCCACGCACGACGAGGCGGUACAGGUGCUGAAGAAAGCGGGCAGAGAAGUUAUGCUGGAAGUGAAAUACAUGCGGGAAGCAACGCCAUAUGUGAAAAAAGGCUCACCGGUGUCUGAGAUUGGCUGGGAGACCCCGCCUCCUGAGUCCCCUCGUCUCGGCAGUCCUCACUUCGAUAUCCCCAGCCCCUCACUGUCCUUACAGGGCGACCGCAGAUACAUCCCCCUCAAAAUGUGCUACGUCACCCGCAGUAUGACUGUCCCUGACCCAGAAAACAGGCAGAUGGAGCUGCACUCCUCUGAUGCUAAGCACACAAUAGUCAUGAGGCAUACAGACACAGCCUCUGCCCAGACCUGGUUCACUCUCAUGCAAACUGCCAUCACAAACCUCACCAGCAAAGUCAUCAGCGAACUCCGAGAACACGCCGGCCGCCACAGCAUCGCCGGGAGUCGAGAGAUCCGAUACCUCGGCUGGCUAGCGGAAAAGACGGAAAGUGAAAGACAGCGCUGGAAGCCGGUGCUCGUGAUGUUGACGGAGAAAGACCUGCUGCUGUUUGACAGCAUGCCACGCAUGAGAGAACACUGGCUCAGCCCGACACACACCUACCCUCUGCUCGCCACACGGCUGGUACAUUCUGGUCCAGAUAAGGGUUCACCACAGCCUGGUGGCGAGUUGUGCUUUGCUACACGAACGGGAACCAGAUUGGGUAUCGAAGCCCAUCUCUUCAGAGCAGAGACGGGCAAGAACCUGUCACUCUGGACCAGACACAUAGUCACUGGCUGCCACGCAUCUGCCGAGAUGAUCAAAGAAGUCACUACCAGUUGUAUGUAUCAGGGUCAGGACUGUCGGUUGGUCAUUCACUAUGAGCAAGGCUUCUCUGUCAUAGCAGAUGGAGACGACAGCUCUGUGGCACAGACACUUUUCAGCUACCCGUUUGAAAAGCUGAAGAUGUCUGCUGACGACGGCGUACGGAUCCUCUAUCUGGAUUUUGGUGGAAACGAGGGUGAAAUUCAACUGGACUUGCACUCCUGUCCCAAGCCUAUUGUUUUUAUCCUCCACUCCUUCCUAUCAGCCAAGAUUGCAAGAUUAGGAUUGGUAGCCUGAGACUGAACUGUCAUAGACUGAAACAGUGACGUGAUUAUUUCAACACUGAGAAGGGAAAUCCAGAACGAGGUGGAACCCGCAAGACUGAGUGAGGACGAUGAUGCAGAACUCACGCUGUAGCAGACCUCUGAAUGAUUUUAAUUGCAUUUCAGUAAUGAUAAACUAUGUAUUUUUCAGAGAAAUAUUAAUUAUAGUGAAAUACAAUUUCACAUUGAUUUUCUAAGAGAGAAAAAAAAAUCAAACUAUAUAAUGAACACUAGCUUGUGAUUGGAACUGGAAGUAUUAUUUUAGAAUCCAAUACAGCAGAGUAUUCAGCACUUACAGUACCAUUAACUUCUAUAUAACGCUAGGGAAGGCGGCCAUCUGUAUGACAGCUGUCUGAGUUAUUGCAUCUCUCUGGCAGCUAAUGUGGAUUAAAGAAAGGCUAGUUUAAACCCUGUUAAUGCACAUAAAAGUUAAAACAUCUCGUUUAGUUUCUGGUGCUUUCACUCGGGAAAUGCAAUGCACCGAUGGUUGAGCAGAAUCAACAAGGACAUUCUAGAGUGCCGGUCAUCAAAGAGGCAUGUCAACAAACUGUCUGCUUUCACAAGGCCUUUGUGACAAAAGGGGAAAAUCGAGACAGGGUCAGCCCUCCCCUUCAGAACAGUGUAUCUGUUUCCACAGACAAAUGGAGUUUCGGUGACUUUAACGAACGUUUCGCUUCCAAAAUCGGGAGUACUGCUGUACAAACCUGUGACAUGCAAGAGGAAACUUUAGAAUCGCUGCCACAUUUGUGUAGUUGUUUUUUAAUAUUCAUCAGAAGAAUGUUCUCAAUUAUUGCGUGAUGUGCAUGCAUGUACGUUAGCACACCUAUUGUGGGUGCUCAGAUUCGCUCUCGGUGGCCUAUGGUCAUAUACAAACACAAAGGCCAUUCAAGUACUUCAGAUGUCAGAUUAUAAAUUAGAGUACUCGAGAAUUUCCAAGUUAACCAGCAAUUAGUGUCCAUUGUCGGGCACUGAGCGUUCCCAGAGCACUGCUCCAUUGUGGGGGUCAUGUGUUUGGGGACAGUAGGGCCCCUGUGGCACAGCCUUUGUCUCAUCUGUGAAACCGUCCCUGCCACAUUCCAGCGCACAUGACAGAUCCAGGAGUCACGGGCCUGGGAACCUGCUUUCGACAGUAAAGGGAUAUUUCAUUCUGAAAUUAAAUUCCUGUCAUUUUCUCACCCUCGUGUCAUUACAAACUCGAUUGGAACACAAAAGAUAAUGAAUUUGAAGAAUGAUUCUGUUUGAAUUAUGAGAGUCAAUUACAUUUUGAAAGUCCAAGACUAUCAAGCUCCAUAAGGGCAUAGUGUGAAGUUAUGCUGUGGUCAUGCCAUAAUUACUAGAUGGCAUGCUGGAACAUACUCAGACUCAAAAUUGUGCAUUUGUAUGGCAACACUGUUAACGGCAAAGUGAAUCUGAGUUUGCUGAGAUUUUGAGUACUCAAAAGACAAAACCACAAUACAAAUAACAGUUGUUAUGCAAAUGCCUUUGUUAAACAUAAUUUAUGUAGUGUAACAUUAGAUUAAUAAACUUUGUGCUUGCUUGACUAAA
This is a messenger RNA of Rhinichthys klamathensis goyatoka, 3218 nucleotides long. It is a transcript of the gene sntb1, whose product is annotated as syntrophin, basic 1. The record is from RefSeq and is a predicted model, not a curated record. The transcript is spliced from 7 exons. Lineage: Eukaryota; Metazoa; Chordata; Actinopteri; Cypriniformes; Leuciscidae. Gene Ontology annotation, molecular function: protein binding; structural molecule activity. The coding region runs from base 103 to 1647 and encodes 514 amino acids. Gene Ontology annotation, cellular component: dystrophin-associated glycoprotein complex; synapse; intracellular anatomical structure.